This is a messenger RNA of Spinacia oleracea (spinach), 2063 nucleotides long. RefSeq names its product protein BREVIS RADIX. NCBI's taxonomy places the organism in Eukaryota, Viridiplantae, Streptophyta, Magnoliopsida, Caryophyllales, Amaranthaceae. Bases 573 to 1661 code for a protein of 362 amino acids. The record is from RefSeq and is a predicted model, not a curated record. The transcript is spliced from 6 exons.
UCUUCUUCUUCUUUCUUCGCUCCUCCUUCUCCAUUUUCUCACUCCUCGCAUAAUAUCAUAAAAUCCUUCCUGUUUUGUAGAGAAUAUUUUUCGACCGAGAUUUCCGGCAGCUCAAUUCCCAAGAUAACAAAAACAAAUCAAAUUAUUUUGUUUCCGGAUUUUCAUUCGGUUUUCUCAAUCACAAAAAAUCAUCCUCAAUAUUAUUCUAUUUAUUUCAAUUCAUAUUUUUUUUUGAGGGUUGAAUGCUUGAGCUGUGAUCAAAAGCACCAAAUUAACCCUGACGUCAUUUUCAGAGAAGACAAAAUAAAGAAGAAGAAGAAGAGUAUAGCGUGUGCAAAGUCAUUUUCGUCCUUCAACAGUUAUUCAGUUUUUGUUGAUUUAAUUAUUGCUUCGAAUUUUAAGGGGAAAAGGAUUGAAGAAGUUUUUGAAUAGAAGGCAGGCGUGUGUGCAGUUACUGUUGCUGUUGGUGUAAAACCCGACAACAACAGUAAUCAAUCGAUAACAACAACCCCGGACAAGAGGUGACAGGAAAGUAGGGGAGGGAGUUUCGAGUUUUCGAGAGUAACGUAACGAUGCUCACGUGCAUAACAUGUGCAAAGACGGACGAGAGAGGGGAAGAAGGAGGAGGAGGAGGAGGGCGUGGAAGUGGAAGUGGGAGUGGGACUCCAAAUACAAAGGAAUCUGUUAAAGGCAUCACAGCACAGAUAAAGGAUAUGGCAUUGAAAUUCUCUGGUGCAUACAAACAGUGCAAACCCUGCACAAGCUCAGGUGAUUUCAAGAAAGGAGAGAGGUCAUAUGUGGAAUAUGAUAGUGCAUCAGAAGGGGGUCGAUACUCUUACAUGCAACCUGGAAGUUCAAGCUCAACACCUGCUUGGGAUUUCAACAGCAGCACACAUCAUCAUAAUCGCGGUAUAAGAUCAUCGUCGAGGUUUGCUGGUGGUGGGUAUGGUGGUGAAAGGACUCCUAUUGGAGGAAGAGAUUCAAUUGCUGCUAGUGAUUUGGUUAUAGAAGAUGAAGAUGAACCUAAAGAAUGGAUGGCACAGGUUGAACCUGGUGUGCAUAUUACUUUUGUUUCUCUUCCUAAUGGAGGGAAUGAUUUGAAGAGGAUUCGAUUCAGCCGAGACAUGUUUAACAAAUGGCAAGCUCAAAGAUGGUGGGGUGAAAACUACGACAGAAUCAUGGAGCUUUACAACGUUCAAAGAUUCAACAGACAAGCACUUCAGACACCAGCAAGAUCAGAUGAUGAGGCAAGAGAUUCAACUUACACUAGAGUUGGAUCAGUAAUGGAGAGUCCUAUGACUAACAAAGAGUGGAUACCAAGAAAUUACUACCAACCUUCCAGUAAAUCAUUCUUCCCACCUGAACCAUCAGAACAAGGUUACAAUGCAGGGUCGAGUGCUUAUGGUAUGGGCGGUCAGAAUAUGGAACCAUCACGGACAACCACCUCGUCUAGGGAUGAUGUGUCGGUUAGUAAUGCAAGUGAGCUUGAAACGGAGUGGGUUGAACAAGAUGAACCAGGGGUGUAUAUUACCAUUAGACAGCUUGCUGAUGGGACUAGAGAAUUACGUCGUGUGAGAUUCAGCCGCGAAAAAUUUGGUGAAGUGCAUGCAAAGAUGUGGUGGGAGCAGAAUAGAGAGAGGAUACAAACUCAGUACCUUUAACCUAAUUUAUUUUUCCCCUUAGAGAGUUAACUCAAAGAAGGCUUCUGAUUUUGGCUAAUGCACCAUAUGAUAUUUAUCAGAGAAAAGUCUUACCAGAAUAUGGAUGUUCUGCACAAGAAAGAACUCAGAGAAGCAUGUUCAUAUUACAUAUUUUACAGCAGUUGAACUUGAUAUAUAUCUUCUCUGUAGUUUCACUCCCAGUUUGUUGGGGCAAGAUGCAAGUAACUGGGGGCUAUUUAUCAUCUUUUCUAAUCCUUUUAUCAUUUGUAUUUCUUUCUGAAUAUUCUUUCAUUCUUUUUUAUACCCUAUUUUCGCGAUUUUGCACAAUUAUCUUAAUGGAAGCUGCAAUUCUUAACUAGGUUGUUAUACAAACAAUGGAACACACAGGGGAAUUAUGUCUUU